ACUGGGCGGAGUCGACGGGUGCUUAUAAAGAAGAGAGCGGAGCGAGGUGACUUCACAACUAGACUUCAAGAUGGAGACCAAGACAAGUCUGUCCGUCUGUGUCGCCCUGUGCAUGUUUCUUCUUUCACUCCCAAAAUCAGAUGGAUGCUUGUUCGAUCACGACCCACCGACACUGAAGGAUGGCACUUGUCGAUCCUCUAUGACUGUGCGCGUGGAUCGAUCACAGACGGGCAAGAAUGUUCAAUGGACUGAACCGGAAGCAGAUGACGCAUGCCGUCCAGUCAGUAUCGAUAGAGAAGACACCUGCCAGCGUAAUGGUGGCUACUUCACUGUCUCCGAUUCCCCUUACCAUAUUAAGUACUCUGCAACCGACCGUUGUGGCAACAAACGGAAAACCCUUUGCUCGUUCACUAUCACAGUCAAGGAAUAAGACAAUCCAUACCGUCCACGCGUACCGCAAUGAAAUGGCGGCAAUCCAGCCUAUCUGCACAUCAGCGAUGGUUGCAUGAAGCAGACUGUACUGUGCCUGAAUCCUGGGACGAAAUACCAAAUUAACAAAACUAGACCUAUAUAUUAACAUUAAUUGACCACAGCUUGAGAUUUCAAAAAACAACAUCCUUAAAAAAUUUGUUGACUGUCGUUUCAAUUUUGACUUAUCCAUAAGUCUAUAGAAGUAACCUUAAAAAUCAACAUGCUUCAUCUUUUGAGAAAGCGUAAUGCCAAUGGGUUAAAAAUUCUUUUAAUCAGGAAAAAUGGAAGAAAUUCGAUUCAAUUCAGACUGUUUCAUAGAUAUAAGGCAUAGUAAUAUUUUUCGUAAUAUUUGGAUUACUCAUUUACUUACAUAGUUAUUAGAUUUAUGCUGGGUAAAGUAUGCCCCCUGUCAUGGAUGAUUGUGGCACUUUGUAGUGUGAGAUUUACGUUAGUAUAGGUUGAAAUCUGUCAUUUUUGUAAACUUCUGAAUGAAAAUAUAGACAUCGGUUCAGUACCAGUGACAACGCUGCAAACCUGCAAUUAAGCUAAACAUUAAGCUCUUUUGUGUAAUCAGUUUUGUAAACAUGUUAUUGAUAGACAAUGUUUAUCAGUUGAACACUGACGUUAGUGUGAUGGAGAUAGACAAUGGUUUGCCUUAAUAUGUUUAUAAAGUGAAAACGAGAUAUACACUCCAGGUGGCUUUGUUUUGUUUUCUUUGUACAGUUUUGUCAUUGGUUAUUAAUGUGUAGCUGUCUUUUCAUGUCUUAUUUUCAUUUCUGUAAACGGAAUAAUUUUUUAAAAACCCGAAAGUUAAUUGUCUUGAUUUUCCUGUAAACGCAUCAGGCCUGGUCUUAUGUAUGGGAAAUUGUCUGAAGAAAGCAACUAGGAAGGGGUUAACUUUCGCAGGUAUGAGCAGCCUGGUAGCAUCGCCGGCAUAUUGUAAAGCAUCUUUUCCACUAGCAGGCGCACAUGAGCUUUUGUAACAUCUUUAAAAUGUAAUUUUCCAAAGCCUUGUAAUAGACUUAAAGGUUAUCCAAAUUUGCAUGUAUUUCAUGACAAAGGUAUCUUGCUACGGGGAGUCGUAUUUUAAUUACAGUUUCAUGAAACCCAAGAGGGCGCCAUUGUAUUUGGGCCUUUUUCCAUUCAUCAGGGAGCAGUUGGAAUCAGAAAGUUCAAAGGGUAAUAUGAUGUUCAUGCAAGAGUACUGCAGUCUGUGAUAUCAGCUAUAAUAAAGUCUAUCAUGCAUGGCUAGGAGAGCGAAACUUUAAUAUCAUACUUACAAUGAUUGCAGUAAUUCUGGUUGGCCUGAUCGGUGGUAAUUAAAUUAAAGUUGAGAGUAUACAAGGUA
Messenger RNA from Acanthaster planci (crown-of-thorns starfish), 1819 nucleotides. RefSeq lists its product as uncharacterized. Lineage: Eukaryota; Metazoa; Echinodermata; Asteroidea; Valvatida; Acanthasteridae. The record is from RefSeq and is a predicted model, not a curated record.